AUGCUAUCUCUGCCCUUUCUCAUACCUCGCGACUCACAUGAGCUCUGGUUCGGCGCAUCACAACCAUAUCGCGCCACCGAAUCGCAACAACCGCACACCGACGCCGGAGCCAACCCGGCUCGCCGUAAUGGCAACACCACAAAUAACCACCGUGCUUUCAUGCCCUCUCGCUCACCCGCAAAUGGCCUCUCAGCUCUCGCUAUGGAGGAGCGGGCUCUACGCGCCCGGAAACAAAAUAUCGCGACCUUCGGAUACUCUUGGAUCAAACCGGCGGGGUGCCCGAAGACAAUGCUGGGCAUGAAAGAGGAAGAAGCUGAGCGUGAGGAGGCGCUUGCGGCCGCGGCUGCGGAGCUGAAUGCUGAAGGCUUGAUGGAGGAUGAUAUGGCCUUGACACAGGGGGAGGAAGGAGAGGAGGAACAAGGCAUGGAACGAGAUCUUGACGAUGAGAUCCCCGAUGCUGAUGCUGAAGGUUUGGUUGAGGAAGGCGAGGAGGGCCUUGAAGAUGAUCAGGUUGUUGAUGAAGAGAGCUACAUGGAGCGGGAUCUGGACGAUGAGAUCCCCGAGGGGUACUCGGACGACGGCUAUGAGGAAAGUGGGCUGUACGAACAAGACGACGAGGACUUUGACAACCAACCGGAUUUGGAUGCGGAAAUUCCCGAGGGUGAAGAGGGGAUGAGUGAGGGGAUGAGCCGAGAUCUGGAUGUUGAUAUUCCCGAUGCUAGCGAGUCUGGAUCCGAACAGGGUGAAUGGCAGCAUACGGAUACGGAGGAAGAGGAUUCUGACGAGGAAGAGGAAGUGGUCGAAAGUGACAAUGUCGUUCGCAAUCGACUUAAUGAGAAUUUCAGGACAAGCACGCCGAACAGUCGUGGCGGUUUGUUACCGACACCACCAAUGCGUCGGGCGCGUGAGACUGAAGCUCAGAGCCGAUUUAUCAAUCGAUGGAGCGGUGGUGGUGACGCCUUGGAUUCUAGCCAGAUGUUCCUCGAGGAUGAGGAUCUAGGUGCCUCAGUCACAAGUCAAGGAAGCCGCCGUAGUGGGUUCGCUCGACGAUUCCCCCGUCAGGUCGGUAGACCACGAGACAGUCUCAAUUAA
Penicillium verhagenii is the source of this 1092-nucleotide messenger RNA. RefSeq lists its product as uncharacterized. Gene Ontology annotation, cellular component: anaphase-promoting complex. Gene Ontology annotation, biological process: anaphase-promoting complex-dependent catabolic process. The transcript is spliced from 2 exons. NCBI's taxonomy places the organism in Eukaryota, Fungi, Ascomycota, Eurotiomycetes, Eurotiales, Aspergillaceae. The record is from RefSeq and is a predicted model, not a curated record. Bases 1 to 1092 code for a protein of 363 amino acids.